Xiphias gladius (swordfish) is the source of this 2519-nucleotide messenger RNA. It is a transcript of the gene gpr17, whose product is annotated as G protein-coupled receptor 17. NCBI's taxonomy places the organism in Eukaryota, Metazoa, Chordata, Actinopteri, Istiophoriformes, Xiphiidae. Gene Ontology annotation, biological process: phospholipase C-activating G protein-coupled receptor signaling pathway; positive regulation of Rho protein signal transduction. Gene Ontology annotation, molecular function: G protein-coupled receptor activity. Gene Ontology annotation, cellular component: membrane. The record is from RefSeq and is a predicted model, not a curated record. The transcript is spliced from 2 exons. Bases 201 to 1220 code for a protein of 339 amino acids.
GGGUUAUAGGACAGCAUUCUUUGCAGCAGGGCUUCAGUUCUUCCACAGCUCAGCGGACAAACUCCCAGUCUUCAAUUUGCUCCACAUACAACUGCUGUGCAGCUCUUUGCUCCCGUGCCGAUUGUUGUCUUAAUCUGAAUUGCUCCUUAAGCAAACAACCUUUUCCUCUGUCUGAAGAUCUCUGGAGCUUAGCCACCACAAUGGAUUCUGCGACAAUGGAGCUGCUGUCCCUGUUGACCAAUCAGUCAUCAGAGACCUGUGCGGCAGUGGCGACGACAGCUGAGAACACCUUAUUUGGAUGUUUCUACAUCCUGGUUUUCUUCCUGGCGCUGAACGGUAACAGCUUGGCUCUCUGGAUCUUCUGUCAUCAGCGUGGCACUUCUUCUCCAGCUAAUGUCUUCUUGAUACACCUGGCUGUGGCAGACUUGUCAUACGUGAUCAUCCUCCCACUGAGGGCCACCUACCACCUCACUGGAGGCCACUGGCCCUUUGGCGAGGUGCCCUGCAGAGUGGUUGGCUUUUUGUUUUAUGUCAACAUGUAUGCGAGCCUGUACUUUCUGGCCUGUGUGGCGGUGGACCGCUACCUGGCUGUGGUUCAUGCUGUGAGGUCUCUAAAUAUUCGUCGGGCUCGCUAUGCUCACAUCAUCAGCUUCUCUCUCUGGGCUCUGGUUACUAUCUCCAUGGCGCCAUUGCUAGUAACCCACCAAACUGCGGAGGUGGAUGGUGUGACAGUGUGUCUUCAGCUGUACAGAGAGAAGGCUUCGCGUAAUGCGCUGAUCUCACUGGCUGUGGCCUUCACCCCACCUUUCCUCACCAUCCUGUCCUGCUACCUGCUCAUCAUUCACAGCCUGCGUCAGGGCUCCAGGUUAGAGCCGGCUCUCAAGCUGAGGGCCCUGCGUACCAUCAGUCUAGUAAUACUCAUCUAUGUGGUCUGUUUCCUGCCCUAUCAUGUGAGCAGGGCCACCUUCAUCUUCGGGUACAGCCACCCUGAUGUGUCCUGCCAGACACGCAGAGGCCUGAGCUUCGCCAACCGCCUCACCUCCUCCCUCACGUGUCUCAACGGUGCUAUGGAUCCACUGGUCUAUGUGUUUGGGGCCAAGAAGUUCCGUGGGACACUAACACAAAUGUUUUGCAAACAUAAGGCAGGAGUGUCAGGAGCCACCAGUGGAGAGUUAAAAGGAACACAUGAGAGUUCAGUGAGUGCCAAGUCUGAGUUCUGAGGAAUUUGAACUCAAUCUGGAGCACCGUGUGGACUAAAUGCUUUUCCAACACAACCAAAAAUGGUCUGACUAUUGACUGACUGUUUCCUUUGCCCAACUGAAGGCCUGGGCGCAUUCGUCAAUGUGGUUGAUGUUCCACAGUAGCCCCCUUAACCUGAAUUUAAAGCACAGUUCCAGUGUCCAUCUUUUGCCCAAUUCAAUGAAGCAUCACAGACUUGAACUGAAAUCAUCCAUGUGAAUCCAGGAGGGUGUAAAGUCUCCAAACACCAUAUGAGGACUGAGUCGGCGAUCUGUGAAAUCAGGUUUACCUGGACAUAAGCAUUCAUUGGCCAUUAAAGUGUGUCGCUCAUAUUUCAUCUUUAAAUGAACUGAAUCUUAGCGUUUGGUGUUUGCUCCAAGUUUAAAAGCAAAAUAGUACUUUUAGACCAAAUCAACAUAUUUGAAAGUAAAUAUUGCACCAUAAUAAGACAAACAAGUAGUGCUGGUUAGUUUUUGAUACUUCCUGGAAAAUAGAUUCCUGUCACCUCCACAUGCUUCCACAAUUCCACUGACAUUGCUUUUGAGUGUCAUGCGUUGUCGGUUAUUCCCAUGAGAAAAGUCCACAGUUCCAGAUUUCUGGAAAAUGUGCAUAAAAAGUUUUGAAAGUCAACCACAGACCCCACAAUACUUGGAGAUUAUAUAAUGCAAUUUCCCGGAGCCUUCGUGGAUCGAGGUCUGUGAUUCUUAGAGGCUGGAUGUUGGAACUGGGUCUAAAUGUUAUUCUGCUGAUUCUGCUUGCCAACUGCUGCCAUCAACGGUCUUCAUCUGACAGAAAGGUGUUUAUCUAACAAAGGGCUGAAUUUUUGUACCAGAUAUGAGGCAGAACAUUGGACAAAAUGCUAAAAUAUGUAUAUAGUCAACUUUUACUGUGUUUUUCUUGUUUUGUAUCCUAUGCCAAAUGUGGUAAAUACUCAUUAGCUAGCUUUAAAUAUCAUUUUUUAUCUACAGAGUUUGGCGUUCUGUUGGUGAAACACCACUUUAGUCCAGAUAGAAAUAUCUCAACACCAAUUAGAUGGAUUUCCAUGAAAUGACAUCCAUAAUGUCCAUGAUCACUAAAGGAUGAAUUGUAGUAGAGUAGUGUAGCUAACCAUCAGUUGCAAAAAACAAAACAAAACCAUUCAGAUAAGAAAGAUGUGAGUUAAAAUUUUCUUUCUGACAUCAAUUUGUAAACAAUAAAGCUGUUAUUAGUAUUACAAAAUCACUCUGCAGAGGUAAUGUUAAGUCAGAGAAAAGCUAUAUUAAAAGAAUAUUGAUUCUCCA